Molecule: messenger RNA, 2846 nt
Organism: Pieris napi
Lineage: Eukaryota; Metazoa; Arthropoda; Insecta; Lepidoptera; Pieridae
Product: connectin-like
Exons: 3
Coding region: 278-1909 (543 amino acids)
Molecular function (GO): protein binding
Source: RefSeq, a predicted model, not a curated record
GUAACCCUUCCAACGCGGCAAAGCGCAGACGCGAAGGCGGUAAAAAAUCAUAGACAUUUGAAAAAGCCGGCUGUCAGCGGCACGGUCGUCUCAUCGCUUAAAAAAAUAAAGUUAGUUUCGUGUAAAAAUAUCUCCUAUAUACCUAAUUUAAAACGUGUGAAAAUCAUAAACAGUAUUCACAAUAAUUGAAAUAUGUAACGUCGUAGUUGUUUUAAUUUUAGGCAGUGAUAACCAAGGAAGAAAAAAUAUUUUAAAUCGUUGGUGUUUCACAAUCAAUAUGACAUCCUGGAAGCUGCUUUUCCUAUGCGCCGUGCUCUUCUGCGUCGAAGGCAAAAGAUUGCAUCAAAAACGGGAAACCAAAUCCCAUAUAUGCGACCCAGUUUAUAACAACACAAAUAAAAUUCAAUGUUACUGCGUUCGAGAUUCAAAUCUCGACUUAAUUCGGAGUGCUGAUUGCUAUGCAACUGUCAACGAAAUCUCAAUUGAUGAUGCCAAUUGGAAGGUUUUUGAAGAACUCGAAAAUGUCCACAAGCUAACAUUCACGAAUACACGCGGCGUUAUUUUGAAGUAUAUACCUCAACACGCGUUACAAUACACAAAAUCAGUUCUAAAACUCGAAGUAAAGUACGCAAAUAUUGAGUCAAUAGAACCAUUCGAUUUUGCUAAUCUAACAUUCGUUGAAGAAAUAACACUAAGAGAUAAUCAGAUCAAAGAUUUAAAAGCUAAUGCCUUUGCGCAUCAUAGGGACUUGGUAACAAUUGGCCUAGAUACAAAUAACAUAGUCGAGAUAAACAGAAAUGUAUUUGUCGAUUUACCAUCUCUAGAAAAGCUAUAUUUGACGAGAAAUAAAAUUACAACAAUCCACGACAAAGCUUUCAUACAUUUGUCUAAUCUAAGAGAACUGGAAAUUGAUACAAACAAUUUAUUCAUGUUGAACAGUGAAACCUUUUUAGGCUUAAAAAAGUUGGAAAAGUUAGAUCUUAGUAGUAACAGUUUGCAAGUAAUAGGAGAUAAUACGUUUGCGCCUUUAAAGAACCUUCGGGUAUUAAAUUUGGAUGGAAAUAAAAUUCAGAUGCUUGACGAGAAAGCUUUUCAUGGGCUCGUCAAUUUGCAAUCUUUAUCAAUUGCUCAUAAUACACUGAAAGAAAUUAAACAUAUAAAGUUGUUUGUUGGAUUAAAAUCCUUAAAGUCAAUGAGUUUGAAAGGCAAUCAACUACAGAAUCUUGACUCCGAUGUAAUGGCGCCGAUACUUGAGAAUUUCUACAGUAAUGUCAGCAGUCUCGACGUUGAAGAUAACAUGUUCCCCUGCGAUUGCCGUCUGGACUGGUUCUUAACAUUAAUGAACAACACGAAUAGUUCGCACUUGAAGCUAUCCAUCGAAAACCUUAAAUGUAUACCCACCUCGGACAUCAGAGACAAAUGGACGAAGACAGCGGAAGGUGACAAGAGCACAGACGUGGAAGACGAUGGGCAAAAUGAUUAUGAAUAUUAUGAUGAUACACAGUUAAAUGGGAAACUAUUUUACAUUGACAUGCGUUUCCUUUUAAAUUGCUCCAAAAAUUUCGACAGCCUUCUCAAACCGGACGUUGAAACACCCAAACAAAAGACUACAGUAAAGCCGACUACAACAACAGCAAGUGUGGAACCAAAAGUCCCAAUGCUUAUAGAAAAUAAGGGUGAAGAUCAGAAAAAUGUAUACACGACCAGUCGACUGUCAACUGUUUCAGCGAAACCAAUGGCAAAUGGUUUUUAUGACGAUCGAAAUAUGGCCGCCGAUGAAGCGAAACCGGACAAAAUAAAAUCGCAUCGAAGCGUUCAGGAUUUUGAGAGCCAAGCCAGUAACUCUCAUAUGAUAUCUUCGUGUGUUGCAUUAUUUGUAGGAGUGCUUAGUGUUAGAUUAUUGUACUAGAUUAACUUAAUUUAUAAUCUAUAAUCAGUGGUGUUAAUACAGAUAUUUAUCUUGAAAAGAUUUACGAGAAUCCAAUUUUUAUCGGAAACUUAACAAAAUCUACAGAAAUGUUCUAUUAAGUGAACUGACUCGCUACAAUUCUAAAUUUCCAAGUUAUUAAACAAUCCCAUAGAGUCAAAAACAUUAAAUCACUCACUCUUUUUACCAUAGUAUUUUUUCUUGUUAAAUAUGUAUCAAAAUAGUUCUUUUGUUCUACUAGCGACAUCUAGUUGUGUAUAAAGAAAAAACUACUUUGUGGGUCUAUGAUCUAAUAAAACUUUUAGUGUGUGACGAGCACUUGUAGUUUCAAUAUUUCUCUCUAUAUCAAAUUGUGUUUUGGCGUGUUCUAUUUUUAAAUCUAGAAAUAGGAUUUAAAAAUAUUUUGGUAUUGUAUACACUAAUAAAUUAUCUGGAAUCCUUUUUAAAAAUCAUAUCUUUAUGUUAUGAAACUGAUUUAUUUUUAUGAAGAAUGAGGAUUUCCUUAAGUUUAAAAACGUUUGAUUGCGGUCGGUAAAAUUACUUAUUUUUAAUUAAAAUUAAUGUUUUUAAAUUAGUUUUCUAAAAAUAUUGUUUUAAUGAAGUCAGAAUUAACACCAUUGACUAAUAUUUAGUAAUUAAUUUGUAUUAUAUAUUAGUUCUAUAAGUAGUGUAACGUUACAGUCGAACGUGUUAUUUUUAAUUUUUAUAAUUGUUAUAAAAUUUGACUGCUUUAUUGUAAGAAUUUGUAAUUUUCGCGUUUUAACAUAGAUUAUUCAUAAUUAAUUAAUUACUUGAUAAUUUAAGGUAACUUUAUUACUUAACUGAAUAUGCUAUUUUUUUAAAUAUUUAAUUGACUCUGUUAAGUUUUAUUUUAUUAUCUUACCCACAGUCACUAGAGAUAAUAAACGAUUACGUAGGA